Molecule: messenger RNA, 4241 nt
Organism: Gadus morhua (Atlantic cod)
Lineage: Eukaryota; Metazoa; Chordata; Actinopteri; Gadiformes; Gadidae
Gene: tnpo2b
Product: transportin 2b
Exons: 24
Coding region: 250-2919 (889 amino acids)
Biological process (GO): protein import into nucleus
Molecular function (GO): small GTPase binding
Source: RefSeq, a predicted model, not a curated record
UAAUGUUUCUGUCGGUGGGGUUCGACCGGCAUGAGCUUGAGCGGUGGACGGAAGCCGCGUGUAGACAUCUGCUCACCGGCGGGACGCGAACCCUCACAGAUCAGCUAGCGUAGCUCGGUACUGCUUGUAUCGUUCACCGGCCCAAUACACUCAGAUCGAUCUCUUGUUAUUGAUUACGUUGAAGGGAUAUUAAUUGUUCGGGCAGAACUCCUCGUCAGUCUCCAGGAGAGUGAUCUCAUAUCGACCAGGAUGGAGUGGCAGCCAGACGAACAGGGUCUGCAGCAAGUUCUUCAGCUGCUGAAGGACUCCCAGUCCCCAGACACCGCAACCCAGAGAGCUGUCCAGGAAAAACUCGAACAGCUGAACCAGUUUCCGGACUUCAACAACUAUCUCAUCUUUGUCUUAACAAGCCUCAAAUCAGAAGAUGAGCCGACCCGGUCCCUCAGCGGGCUCAUCCUGAAGAACAACGUGAAGGCCCACUACCAGAGCUUCCCCCCCACUGUGGCCGACUUCAUCAAGAGGGAAUGCCUGAACAACAUCGGGGACCCCUCUCCGCUGAUCAGAGCCACCAUAGGCAUCCUGAUCACCACCAUCGCCUCCAAGGGGGAGCUCCAGAUGUGGCCGGAGCUGCUGCCUCAGCUCUGCAACCUGCUCAACUCUGAAGACUACAACACCUGCGAGGGCUCGUUCGGGGCGCUGCAGAAGAUCUGCGAGGACUCGUCAGAACUCCUGGACAGCGAGGCUCUGAACCGGCCGCUCAACAUCAUGAUCCCCAAGUUCCUGCAGUUCUUCAAGCACUGCAGUCCUAAGAUCAGGUCCCACGCCAUCGCGUGUGUGAACCAGUUCAUCAUCGGACGCGCCCAGGCUCUGAUGGACAACAUCGACACCUUCAUCGAGAGCCUGUUUGCGCUGGCCGGUGAUGAGGACAGCGAGGUCCGUAAGAACGUGUGCCGGGCGCUGGUCAUGCUGCUGGAGGUCCGCAUCGACCGCCUCAUCCCCCACAUGCACAGCAUCAUCCAGUACAUGCUGCAGCGGACCCAGGACCCCGAUGAGAACGUGGCGCUGGAGGCCUGUGAGUUCUGGCUGACCCUGGCCGAGCAGCCCAUCUGUAAGGAGGCGCUGUCGGGCCACCUGGUCCAGUUGAUCCCCAUCCUGGUCAACGGGAUGAAGUACUCUGAGAUCGACAUCAUCCUCCUCAAGGGUGACGUGGAGGAGGACGAGGCGGUCCCGGACAGUGAGCAGGACAUCAAGCCCCGCUUCCACAAGUCCCGAACCGUCACCCUGCAGCAUGAAGGGGGGGAGGGCGAGGAGGGAGAGGAGGGAGACGAGGACGAGGACGACGACGACGACACCCUGUCCGACUGGAACCUCCGGAAGUGUUCGGCAGCGGCGUUGGACGUCCUGGCCAACGUGUUCAGAGACGAGCUGCUGCCCCACCUCCUUCCCCUGCUCAAAGGCCUCCUCUUCCACCACGACUGGGUCAUCAAGGAGUCCGGCAUCUUGGUGCUGGGGGCCAUCGCAGAGGGCUGCAUGCAGGGCAUGGUGCCUUACCUCCCCGAGCUCAUGCCCCACCUCAUCCAGUGUCUGUGUGACAAGAAGGCCCUGGUCCGCUCCAUCGCCUGCUGGACGCUCAGCCGCUACGCCCACUGGGUGGUGUCCCAGCCCCCCGACGCCCACCUCAAGCCCCUCAUGACCGAGCUGCUCAAACGCAUCCUGGACGGGAACAAGAGGGUGCAGGAGGCCGCAUGCAGUGCGUUCGCCACCCUGGAGGAGGAGGCGUGCACGGAGCUGGUCCCCUACCUCAGCUUCAUCCUGGACACGCUGGUGUUCGCCUUCGGGAAGUACCAGCACAAGAACCUGCUGAUCCUGUACGACGCCAUCGGGACCCUGGCCGACUCAGUGGGCCACCACCUCAACCAGCCGGAGUACAUCCAGAAGCUGAUGCCGCCGCUGAUCGCCAAGUGGAACGAGCUGAAGGACGAGGACAAGGACCUGUUCCCUCUGCUGGAGUGCCUGAGCUCGGUGGCCACGGCCCUGCAGAGCGGCUUCCUGCCCUACUGCGAGCCCGUGUACCAGCGCUGCGUGACGCUGGUGCAGAAGACCCUGGCCCAGGCCAUGAUGUACAGCCAGCAGCCGGACCAGUACGAGGCCCCAGAUAAGGACUUCAUGAUCGUGGCCCUGGACCUGCUGAGUGGGCUGGCUGAGGGUCUGGGGGCCCACGUGGACACGCUGGUGGCCCGCAGCAACAUCAUGACCCUGCUGUUCCAGUGCAUGCAGGACACCAUGCCCGAGGUGAGGCAGAGCUCCUUCGCUCUGCUGGGAGAUCUGACCAAGGCUUGCUUCCUGCACGUCAAACCCUGCAUCGCUGAGUUCAUGCCCAUCCUGGGCACCAACCUGAACCCCGAGUUCAUCUCGGUGUGUAACAACGCCACCUGGGCCAUCGGAGAGGUGUGCAUGCAGAUGGGUGUGGAGAUGCAGCCGUACGUAGCGAUGGUCCUCAACCAGCUGGUGGAGAUCAUCAACCGACCAAACACACCCAAGACCCUGCUGGAGAACACUGCCAUCACCAUCGGGCGGCUAGGCUACGUGUGUCCCCAGGAGGUGGCUCCCCUGCUGCCUCAGUUCAUCAGGCCCUGGUGUACGUCUCUGCGUAACAUCAGGGACAACGAGGAGAAGGACUCUGCGUUCCGCGGGAUCUGCAUGAUGAUUGGAGUGAACCCGGGCGGUGUGGUCCAGGACUUCAUCUUCUUCUGCGACGCCGUGGCCUCCUGGGUCAACCCCAAGGACGACCUCAGGGACAUGUUCUACAAGAUCCUCCACGGCUUCAAGGAGCAGGUGGGAGAUGAGAACUGGCAGCAGUUCUCGGAGCAGUUCCCCCCCCUCCUGAAGGAACGACUGGCAGCCUGCUACGGAGUUUAGAGCUUCCACCACACCCAGAGGUGAGCCAGAACGAGGAGGGUGAAACUCAUCCAUCUGUGUAUUGCACUGCCCUGAUCUGGGGGGGAGAGGGUUGCUAUUGGCCGCUCCCCCUGACGGACAGCCCCCACGCCCUAUGUGUGUGUCCAUAGAGGGAGGGAGGGCGGGAGGGGGGGAGGGACAGGGACGCCUCUAGAUUCACUAGGGACCCGACACAGAACAACCAAACUACCAGCUUAGGGACAGCUAGAGGGAGACGGGUCUAGAGGGACAGACAGGCUGCAGGGACAGACAGGUUAGACAUGUUGAGGGACAGCGAGCCAGCGAGGAGGGAGGGGUUGAGACAGGAAAGGGAAAGAUAAGAGAUAUGAGAUAGAGACCAGGACAGGGAAAGAGAGAUUAGUCGCCUUGUAAGAGGGGGAAUGUCGGUUAUUAACGGGACACACACACACACACACACACACACACACACACACACACACACACACACACACACACACACACACACACACACACACACACACACACACACACACACACACACACACACACACACACACUGUGGCGGUGUUAUUUAGUGACUAUCUUUAGACCAACAGUAGUGUAGGGACAGACAGACGUGGGGUUGUCAUGAGGGCGGGGGGGGGACUCACUUGUUCCAUCUGUCUUCACUCCAGCUGGUAUCUCCUCCUCCGUCCUGCUGGUGUCUCCUCUCCUGCUCCUCUGGUCGGGAGGAGCAGGGGAGGGCCUCUUUAUACCACUUCACAAUCCACCACCCUUCGGUUGUUUACUUAAGGUUUUUUGUGCGUAAAUGUGACUGCGUGUGUGUGUGUGGUUGUGUUUGUGCAUGUGCUGUUAUUUUGUAUAUUCUUACUUUGACAUUCUGUGUUAACGGUGUGAACUAUGUAUUGUUUUGAUUAUGGUACCGCGCUAAAACUUGACUCCCAUCGCUACGUCCUUUUGCACCUGUUAACUGUGACCAAGUGUGUGUGUGUGUGUGUGUGUGUGUGUGUGUGUGUGUGUGUGUGUGUGUGUGUGUCUACAUGCGUAACGAUAUCCAUUGGAGGCCAUAAUGAUAUCUUAAGUGAACAGUGAUUGUAUCAUUGCAAUCUUUCUAACGUUUUUAAAUGGUCCAUAACUUUUUUUUCCUUUGCUGCUGCUGAUUGAUUUUUGGUUUCUGUAGUGAACGUAAAAUCGCACAAUUAACACAAAAAAGAAUAUUUCAAUUAAUGCUAUUUUCAGUAACUGUUGUUUUGCACUUUUUUAUUUUUUGUAUGGACUAUUAUUUUUUUUAACCUCACCCAUAAAAGAUGUGUUGACCCUGA